AUGAGCGGAACCUUCUACAAUCAUCCCCCACGCAAUCACGACACCUACUUUUCUACAUCACCAUUAAUUAUGUACUGGAACGGUGUUUACUACCCCAAUUGGCGCAUCUAUCGCGACCAACCACCAGCCACAUUAAAUUAUAAUGUCAUUUCUCACGUCUUCUACGCCUUUGCCUGGGUCAAGGAAGAUGGCACAGUAUACCUCAGCGACGAAUGGGCAGAUGCUCAAAUCGAAGUGCCAGGCUACGAGGAUGUUCCCGCUACCAAGGGCUGCUUGAACUCCCUGGCCGAACUGAAGAAGAAGUAUACCAGACUGCGAGUGGUGCUUUCGGUCGGCGGUGGCGGCGAGGGCAGCAAGCCUUUUGCCGGAGUCGCUCGAGACCCAGCUAAGCGCGAUCAAUUUGCACGAUCAUCGUUGGAGCUAGUCCAGCGAUUCGGAAUCGAUGGAAUCGACAUCGAUUGGGAGCAUCCUGAAGAUAGAAGCCAGGGCGAGGACUACAUUGCCCUGCUGGCGGCACUACGACAGUAUCUACCUGGACCUCAAUACACCUUGUCUUCGGCCCUCCCUGCUGGAGAGUGGGCUCUGCAACACAUCAACCUACACCAGGCCUCCUACUACCUGGAUAUGAUCAACCUCAUGGCCUACGACUACUCUGGCCCUUGGGUGAGUAAAUGCGGUCAUCAAGCUCAGCUCUUCACGCCUCAAUCUCCGCAUAGCGCAGAAGCUGCAAUCUCCUGUCAUUCUGCCGUCUCGUACAUGAUGCGGCAGGGAGUGCCACCCAACAAAAUUAUUCUGGGUGUGCCUGCUUACGGCCGAUCGUUCACUGGGACGCGCGGGGUGGGACAUUCGUUCUCUGGUCAGGCAGGAGAAGAGGGCACUUUUGAGUACCGGGAUCUGCCUCGACCUGGCUCUGAAGAACAUGUCGAUGAGCGCGUUGGUGCAGCCUACUGCAUGGGCGGCGAUGGCGGUUUUGUCACCUAUGACAACCCUCAAACGGUCAAGAUGAAAGCCAACUACGUGCGACAGACUGGACUAGGAGGUCUUUUCUACUGGACUGGAACUGGUGAUGCAAGUUCUAUCACAGAGAAAGACCGCAGUCUGGUGUGGAACGGUUUUCUCGGCCUCUUCCCGCAGCAGUCUUGA
Molecule: messenger RNA, 1143 nt
Organism: Ascochyta rabiei
Lineage: Eukaryota; Fungi; Ascomycota; Dothideomycetes; Pleosporales; Didymellaceae
Product: Chitinase
Exons: 4
Coding region: 1-1143 (380 amino acids)
Biological process (GO): chitin catabolic process; carbohydrate metabolic process
Cellular component (GO): extracellular region
Molecular function (GO): chitin binding; chitinase activity
Source: RefSeq, a predicted model, not a curated record